UCACACGAGUGUCCCCAGUCCCGCAGAUCACAGUGCACGUUCCUCCUGCUCCUUCCGGAUGGGAGCCCCUAGGCCCAGGCACCCCCUCCCCCGGAGCUGGAGGAAGGGGAGGAGAGAGCCGGCCUCCACGCAGCGCAAGGGGCGGUGCUGCGGCGGGGCACGCAAGGCCUCGGCCCAGCUGUGUAAACGCUAGCCCGGGGCUCCCUGGUCUGCUCUGCUCUGCUACGCGGAAGGCGGGAAGACAUGGCGGGCCAGGUUAUAAAGUGCAAGGCUGCAGUGGCCUGGGAGGCCGGCAAACCUCUUUCUAUAGAGGAAAUCGAAGUGGCCCCACCAAAAGCUCAUGAAGUUCGAAUCAAGAUUAUUGCCACUGCCGUUUGCCAUACCGAUGCCUAUACUCUGAGUGGGGCCGACCCAGAAGGGUGUUUUCCAGUGAUUUUGGGACACGAAGGAGCUGGGAUUGUGGAGAGUGUUGGUGAAGGAGUGACGAAGUUUCAAGCAGGUGACACCGUCAUCCCGCUUUACAUCCCACAGUGUGGAGAAUGCAAAUUUUGCAAGAAUCCUAAAACAAACCUUUGCCAGAAGAUAAGAGUUACCCAAGGGAGAGGAUUGAUGCCUGAUAAUACAAGCCGGUUUACCUGCAAAGGGAAGAAGAUUUUUCAUUUCAUGGGGACCAGCACAUUUUCUGAAUACACAGUUGUGGCUGAUAUUUCCGUUGCUAAAAUUGAUCCUUUAGCACCUCUGGAUAAAGUCUGCCUACUGGGUUGUGGCAUUUCAACUGGUUAUGGUGCCGCUGUCAACACUGCCAAGGUGGAGCCUGGCUCUACAUGUGCCGUCUUUGGCCUGGGUGGUGUUGGCUUGGCUGUGAUCAUGGGCUGCAAGGUGGCAGGGGCUUCCCGCAUCAUUGGAGUAGACAUCAACAAAGACAAAUUUGCGAAGGCCAAGGAGUUUGGAGUCACCGAAUGUAUUAACCCUCAAGAUUUCAAGAAGCCCAUCCAGGAAGUGCUGGUGGAAAUGACUGAUGGUGGAGUAGAUUAUUCUUUUGAAUGUAUUGGUAAUGUUGGCGUUAUGCGAGCAGCCCUGGAAGCCUGCCACAAAGGAUGGGGAGUCAGUGUGGUGGUUGGAGUAGCAGCUUCAGGUCAGGAGAUCUCCACUCGUCCAUUUCAGCUGGUAACAGGCCGUACCUGGAAAGGGACAGCCUUUGGAGGAUGGAAGAGUGUUGAAAGUGUCCCAAAGCUAGUGUCUGAAUACAUGUCAAAGAAGAUCAAAGUGGAUGAGUUUGUGACUCACAACCUACCUUUUGAUCAAAUCAAUGAAGCCUUUGAAUUGAUGCACACAGGAAAGAGCAUUCGUAGCGUGUUGAAGAUGUAAAUCCUGAGAGCAAAAUGCAGUCAUCCCUCCACAUCUUGUGCCUCUCUCUAUAUUAGUAGACAUGAAGCUAAAGAUUGACCAGCACUUCCUCUUGCUGUAGUUAUCUGAUCUCGUGAAUAAUAGUUCUAUAUAAUUCAUGAUAUAUCUGUUGAAUGUCAAUAGGGUCACAGAUUUCUUUUCUAAUCUCUACAGAGAUUGUUACUAAUGUAAUUGUAGGUUGCCUCAAGAUAAAAUCAUUUCUACACUGUUAUGUAAAAGCUCCGUCUUUAUUCUUAUGUUUUGCCUGAGGGAGGCAUUAUGGUCUAGUGCAAAGCUUCUUAAACAGUGGGUUGCAACCCCACAUGGGCUCAUGUAACUGAAUGUGGGGGUGGCAAAAAUUUGGGCAAUAGUAAAAGAUUAUGUUACCUAUUUUAUAUACUUGUAUACCCAGGGUUGCAUAAAAAUUUCUUGGGCAAAAAGGGGUCACAAGUGGGAAAAGUUUAAAAAGCCCUGAUCUGAUGGGUAGAGGGCCAGCCUUGGAAGUUAGAAGUUUUGCUGCUAAUAUAUAUUAGCUUCAGUACCUCCAACAAUUCUCUAGGACUAUAAGUUAUAGAUAAUAAUGAUGAUGAUGGUGGUUAUAACUAGCAUUUAGGUUCACUUUACAGAUACCUCUUUUGGUCCUCACAGACACCCUGAGAGGUAGGUUAGGGAAACUAAGACAGACAGAGGUUAAGUGACUGGCCCAAGGUCAUAUAGCUAGUAAGUGUGUAAGGCAGGAUUUGAACUCUGGUCUUUCUGACUCCAGAAACAUCCACGGUCCCAUCUAGCUGCCUGAUGUUGCUGAUCUGUGUCAGCAGAAGCUGUUUUCAUGCUUGGCAUUCCUCAAAGUGUUGAAGUCCUAAGUCUGAACCAAAACAAAGUUUUCACUACUAUUAGCUCCUUAGUGUUUCCUCUGAUGUUUAAUAAUAAUAGUUAGUAUGUAUGCCAGGUACUUUACAAAUAUUACCUCAUUUAAUCCUCAUGACAACCCUGGAAAGUAGGUGCUAUUACUGUCUUCAUUUUACAGAUAAGGAAACUGAGGCAAACAAGUAACUUACCCAGCAUGACUCAACUAGGCAUCGUCUGAUAAUGUAUUUUAAUUCAAGUCUUCUUGACUCCAGACCUGGCAUCCUGUGCGCUAUGACGGUACCUGACUGCCUAUUUAAUAGUAUUUACAUUUAGAAGGGACCUUAGAAGUUAUCUAGCCCAAUCCUGAUACCUUUACAAAUGAAGAGACUGGGAGCGGCUAGGUGGCGCAGUGGAUAAGCACUGGCCCUGGAUUGAGGAGUUCCUGAGUUCAAAUCAGGCCUCAGACACUUGACGCUUACUAGCUGUGUGACCUUGGGCAAGUCACUUAACCCCCACUGCCCCACAAAAAAAUAAACACAAACAAAAACAAAAACAAAUGAAGAGACUAAAGUGGUGCAAUGAAGGGGACUGGAUUUGGAGUUGGAUAUCCUGGGUUCAGAUCCUGCCUCUGCCAACGUAUUAGCUAUUGACCUUAGGUAAGUCGUGAUAGGUCUGACUAGAUAACCUCUAAGGUUCCUUCAUAAUUACAACUGCCUCAUUUUUCAGGUAAGGAAACUGAGGCACAGAGGUUAAGUGAUUUGCCCAGGUGCCCAUAGCCAUCAAGUAUCUGAAGUGGCAUUUGGACCCAAGCAUUCCUCACUUUCAAGUCCUAACAACAGCUUACAGCAUUGCCAUUGUAGCUACUGAAGGGGCCCAAGAGCCUAACUACUUUUUGUUUUUGUUUUGCAGGGCAAUGGGGGUUAAGUGACUUGCCCAGGGUCACACAGCUAGUAAGUGUCUGAGGCUGGCUUUGGUGUCUGAGGCUGGGUUUGAACUCAGUCCAAGGCUAGUGCCUUAUCCACUGCGCCACCUAGCUGCCCCAAGCCUAACUACUAUUAACGUGGCACCACACACAAUAGCAGAGAGCUGCUGCUCCUAGCCUGACUGCCUUAGGACUGGUGGGAAAGUCCUCCUCCUCAAAUCCUUAGCAGGACUCUUUAAAAAUUUCUGUUGGCAUUUUCCAGUGGACCCAUCAAAACCAUUCCCAAUGACUGUUUGCCCAAGGCUCACAAACUUGGUUUGGUCUUUUUUUUUUUUUUUAGAUUAUUUAGUAGGUAGGUAGAUGGUACUCAAUAGCUGACAGACACUGUUGCAAUCCCUUCUCUCAAAAUAGAAUUUUUCUCAAGUAUGCCAAAUUAAAACAAAUAUUGGUUCUAUGGGAGGAAUGUUAGUCCAAAGGCAAAUAUGCAAAUCAUUCAUGAAAAAAAUUAGCUCAAUCAGAUCAUUACUUUCUACAUUAUUUUAACAACUACUGACAAAAAUAAAAGAUCCAUAGACUUUUAAAAAUGUUAUUAUAGUUAUGCAUACCACAGUCAGGCAUAAAAUCCAAUGAAGAUGUGGAUUAACAAGCCUAGGGCUAAGAUAAACACAGGACAGACUAAUAACUUUAAAAAAAAAAACCCUUUCCCAAGGCCUGUUGGACCAGUUUUGCUAAAGUUGAAUCUCCUGCUGGGGCAGAAAGCUAUAAAAUCUAUCUAGGUCCCCUGGCAAGCCCAAGUUCAAAGAUCAAGCAAUCAAAAAGUACCCUGGAUAUGUCAGGCAUUCCUAGACACUAUAGCUACAAGCACAAAGACAGAAACAAUCCCUACUGUCAAGUUUAUGUUCUAUUGGGAGAGAAAUUAUACAUAUAUGAUUAUAGACAGAAUAAAUUUGAGAGAUGGAGGGCACUAUCAGCUGGGGAUCAAGAUAAUAUUUGGUAGAAGCUGGCGCUCGAAGUGCCCACCUUGGAAGAAGAGUUGAGUCAGGAACACCCGUUCUCCACUGGUAUUUAAACAUUCAAUGAGGGUCAUCUUUGGUUUACAAGAGAAAACCACUAACCUUAAUCUAUUAAUUAUAUGCUAGUCUUAAUUAAUAAAUUGAUUAAUAAUUAUCCAGAAA
Dromiciops gliroides (monito del monte) is the source of this 4332-nucleotide messenger RNA. RefSeq names its product alcohol dehydrogenase class-3. Gene Ontology annotation, biological process: formaldehyde catabolic process. The coding region runs from base 244 to 1368 and encodes 374 amino acids. Gene Ontology annotation, molecular function: S-(hydroxymethyl)glutathione dehydrogenase [NAD(P)+] activity; zinc ion binding. The transcript has 9 exons. The record is from RefSeq and is a predicted model, not a curated record. Lineage: Eukaryota; Metazoa; Chordata; Mammalia; Microbiotheria; Microbiotheriidae. Gene Ontology annotation, cellular component: cytosol.